Trichophyton verrucosum HKI 0517 is the source of this 1767-nucleotide messenger RNA. RefSeq lists its product as uncharacterized. The coding region runs from base 1 to 1767 and encodes 588 amino acids. The record is from RefSeq and is a predicted model, not a curated record. NCBI's taxonomy places the organism in Eukaryota, Fungi, Ascomycota, Eurotiomycetes, Onygenales, Arthrodermataceae. Gene Ontology annotation, biological process: chromatin remodeling. The transcript has a single exon.
AUGGCCACUCACUCACGCCGAAGAUUCCGAAUAACCGGCCUAAAGACUCCCAACCCAAAUCUACCACCAUGCGAUCCGUCUCUAUGGAUCGUCUUUUAUAGCAAGGCGCCCUCCAUCGACCAACUUCCGACUUCUCGCAUUCCCGUUUCUCCCCAGACACAGAACAUACUUGGCCAGCGUCGCUACAUUCAGAGUCAAGGCCAGCUUGCCAGGAAGGAAUUCAUGCUGCAUGACAGGAAUAACUGGCCCACCAUCAACUUACCGCCUCAUGGACAGCAGCAACAGCCUUACCCCCAGCCCUACGCUGCGCAAAUGAUAGCCCGUCAGCAGGUUCCGCACCCACCCAUGCAGCAGCAACAAGUCGUUGGAUAUCCUCCUGGUGUCGUCCCGCCCAAGGCCCAACGCACUCAGCGAUUACCUACCGCCGCGGCCCCUGCCGUCCCAGACUUCUCUCUGGAUGACGAGGAGGUGUCGACAGGAGACAUUCUCGAUGCACUUACGCCCAGAGAUAUCAGUCGCAUGCGUUACAAGAAUCAUCACGAAUGGAUGGAAGAAGUCUUGGCUUCACCGUAUCGAAUGGACCAGAUACUCCCUGUCGACCUUGGACUCGGUCGCAAGGGUGAGCUAGAGAGCUUGACCAAGGGUUAUUUCUACGCUCCUGGCGCGCUGGCAUCCCAGCGAAAAGAAGGUGACGGGCCACCACCAGCAACUGGCAAGAUGGACCCUGGGAAGGCAGAAGAAUUUGCCAACUCUGUUGCUAAACGGCUUGCAGAGAUGAAUGCUGAGAUGGAGACCAUGAGAAAGAAACAUGCUCGCAAACUGGAAAAGACGAAGAAACUUUCAGCCUUGAGAGAAGCAGAGUUAAACCUACGAGAUGCAGUCAUUGAUCCGUCAGACACUGGGGAUGAAAUCUGGAGGGUUGAGGGACGACUGCGCCUUGAGCAAGAGGAAGGCAUGUCACCAGUUGACUACAGCGAUAAAUCCCUGAAGAAGAAGGUAGACGAUAUUGUCGACGGACUACAAGCCAGCUGGGGGAGGACUGUUGUUCCGGUCACAGAUAUCAAGUGUGUGGAGAAAGGAGGCCUACAGGAGCGGGUGCAACCUCCACCACCACCUCCUCAGCCCGCCAUAUCAGAUGCCAACAUGAUUAACACAUUACAUUAUUCGCAGUACGACGGAGCAACCGACGGCGGCGUUGAAACGGCGCCUGGAGUCUCUGCUCCUGCACAGGGGGUACCUACAUCCGCGCCCUCGCAGCCGAUGCUAUCAUCAGCGGCACCACCACAACCCGUAACCACGGCUCCGCAAACUAGCGAAGACGUUGUCAUGGGUGGUGUUGAGCCUUCAACGCAAUCACAUGCGACACCGGGACAGCCAGCAGCAGCUGAAGGGGAUGGAGACUGGGUAAUGGUAAAUAAAGAUGGCCAGGCGUCCUCGGCGUCACCCUCCAAGGACCUCAGUUCUACCGUGGAUGAAAACACACAGCAGCCUACCUCCACUGCUGGAGCACCUAGCACAACUACUGCUGGGGGAACAACUGCUACUGUGCCCGCUGUAGAAGCCACUGUACCAGGAACCACUCCUGGGGCCACAGGCGAGUUUGAAGAUGAGAACAUCAAUACUGCCGGAGAAGCACUGGCUGACUACCAUGGAGAUGUAGGCGGUCUUGAUAUGGGCGGCAUAGAUGACUCUGCCUUUGGAGAUGCCUUCCAUGCCACUGAAGGGAACAUCGGGGAGCAUCAUCAUGAGACAGAUGAGAUCGCGUAG